UUAAUUAUGUAUCAGAAACUUCUGACGAUAUGGAAGAAGAGCCUGUUCGUAGAAGUAUGAAUGGAAAAUAUAAGAAAUACAACAGCUUGUCUAUAGAUCUCGCGCCUUCAGAGUCCAGUAUGUAUAUUAAAGAGAUUACAACAGCGGCGAAGGAAACUCCGGUUAUGGGCAUUCGCAGGAAAAUGCUCGAUAAAAACAGUGAAUACGAAAACAAGAAGCCCAUCGAGCAAUUACUAAAUGCGGUCAGCCAACACAUUACUAUGAAAUCCGCAAUUACAAAUGAAAUAAAGACGCCAUCUAGUAUUGGAACAACAACAACAACAACAACAACAGAAGAACCAACAUCGACAACUCUCAGCAACCGUCAAAUACGCAGAAUCUAUAACCCCGAUGAAACCGCUUCUAUAGAAGACUAUCCAUUCAUGGCUGUUCUGUUGAUGAACGGAAAGCUAUGGUGUGGUGGUGCGAUUAUAGAGGAAGACACUGUGAUGACCGCAGCACAUUGUAUGCAAUUGCAGUACAACAACCGAUUCUUCCGUGAAUACGUCAAAAUGCUGACCGUCAGGGUCGGCUCCAACAACGCGACCGCCGGUGGUCGAGUCUACCGUGUCACUGAUAUCUUCUUCCAUCCAAACUACAAGCCAAAUACGUUAGAAUUCAACGUAGCUGUUGUCAAACUACAUAAGAAUAUAACAAUUAAAAGCGAAAGGAAUGUGGAUGUUAUUGGACAUUCCCGCGAAAAACUCAUACCAACAGAUACAGAGGUUACUUUCCUAGGAUGGGGUUCAGUUUGGGGUCACGGUAGUAUUGAAGAACAAGUUUUGCUGCAAAAGGUAGUUUUGCCUGUCUACGAUUUCUCUGAUUGCCAGGACGUUUAUGGAAAAGAUUUAGUAACACGGACUAACUUUUGUGCCGGAUAUAUAACAAUACGAAAAAACGUUUGCAAUCACGACGCGGGAGGUCCAGCUAUAAUGGAUGGUGUGCUAGUCGGCAUACUGUCUUUCUCUGCUAAGAGAUGUGAUAAGCCAGACAAACCUGCGGUAUUUACUUCUGUCGGUGCUGUUGCCGAUUGGCUGACAAAUGUCGACGCUAGGAAGAAAACAAGAUAUUUAGAAUCAAAAUAUCCAGAGAAAAUUUGACCGAAAACACCAAUGAAACGAAUUGUUACAAUCAAUAAUAUAUUUCUUCUAAUAAAGUACACCAACUUUCUACUCGAUAAAGACGAAGAUAAAAAAAAAACUUUCAAAAUCUUCGUAGUUAAACAUUCAUUUAUUUCUAUUAAACAUACAACAUGGAAUAAUAAUAUAAGUUAAAAUAUGCGUUCAUAGCGGACCGAUGUUGAAGUUUCUUUUCUGGAAUGAUAUCGAGCUGAUUUCUGAGUAAACAUUAUUAAUAUUAAGUAAUAAUUAAUUUAAUAAGGGGAAAAAAUAAGCAAACUCGUUCCGUAUAUCGAGUAUGGCGGCCAUUUGCAUUUCCCGCGCCGCGCGCUGUCACUUUGACGUUUACGCGCUCUAACAUUGUGCCAAAUGCCUACAGAUUAAAAACAGUG
This is a messenger RNA of Papilio polytes (common Mormon), 1549 nucleotides long. RefSeq names its product trypsin-like. Gene Ontology annotation, biological process: proteolysis. The transcript has 9 exons. Bases 30 to 1139 code for a protein of 369 amino acids. The record is from RefSeq and is a predicted model, not a curated record. Gene Ontology annotation, molecular function: serine-type endopeptidase activity. Lineage: Eukaryota; Metazoa; Arthropoda; Insecta; Lepidoptera; Papilionidae.